Aspergillus calidoustus is the source of this 2522-nucleotide messenger RNA. Lineage: Eukaryota; Fungi; Ascomycota; Eurotiomycetes; Eurotiales; Aspergillaceae. The record is from the annotation of a GenBank genome assembly.
CGGGAAAUGAGCUGAUGGCUCGGGGCCUCAUCGUCACAGGAACCUCACUCUAUUAUUCUCAUACUCAAUCGCGGGGUUAAUCAUGCUCUGUACUGCUGACCUUGAGGACUCUUCUCGAUAAGACACGCCCUUUUUCAGCUCACUCCCCUUCGCGGCUCGACAAUGCUCGACUUCAUGGACUAUAUACAACUCGCGUUCGCCGAGGGGACGCAAUGGAACCGCGACAAUUCAUAUUCGUCGCUUACAGCUACGGCGCAGUCCCUCCUGGACUUCACAACCCCUGAGCGCAUGCGCAUCCACCUCUCGUCUCUCUCCACACCUAACUUCGCGACGAGCUAUACACUCGGCACUGUCGGCUUAAUUGAAGGCUCGGUAUCUUAUCUAUAUAGCAACAUAGCCUUUGAAGAUACACCGAGCAAGAGCGCUUUGAUCCCGCUUCGAAAACUGUCCCCCGGUUAUCGCCAAGUACAAGCACCUAUUGCCCCUCCGGUUGAGUCCUGGGGGUGGGAUUCUAUACUUGACGGCGCAAAGAACAAUGGCAACGGUUCAAGUACCAACGGACAGAAAGCGACACUGCUUCAUGCUACGCUACACCUACCGCCACCAACAACCCUGAAUGCGCUGUUUCUGCGCCGGAUGUCCCCGACGAUGCAGCUAUCUCUGGCUGUCUCUUCAACAAGAGGCCCUCCACUAUCCACGUCCGCGCCGCAAGCCACACUUCUCACGCAACUUUCCCACGACACAGGGAAAUAUAGCAACGAGUACCUAUUCAGCACAGACAACUCCCUCUUCGGCUGGCGGGGACUCUGGAACUUCGGCCCCGAUCCGCGAUAUCACAAUGACGCGCCCCGGCUAUCGCUCCUAUCCGCUGGCGCGGAGGCGUACUACUCCCCUGUCUCCUCUUUGAUCGGCAUGUCAACAGGACUACGAUUCAGCACGCUACCCGCAGCCACAGACCCCAAAUCUUCCGCCACUACGACACCCAUCUCAACCUUCCCAUAUACCCUAACCCUCACAUUAACACCACUAACCGGCUCACUCUCAACCUCAUACUCCCUUCGCGCAUCGCCAAACCUCUCAUUCAGCUCCCGAUUCGGCUUCAACGUCUACAGUUGGGAAAGCGAGAUGGUUGCGGGAUGCGAGCUGUGGCGCAAAUCCAAGAAGUCAAAUCUGAACGGCGAUGAUGACGGUCUUGAGUGGGCCCGACGCAAGGCCCGCGCAUGGGAGCCCGUCACUAUUCCUCCCACACCUGAACUUCCCCAGGCUCGUGAGGAAGCCGAGAACCAAGAAUCGGUCCUCAAGCUUCGGGUCGACCAGUCGUGGAAUGCGCGACUUCUCUGGGAAGGUCGCGUCAAGGACCUUCUGGUUAGUGCUGGAGUUGGCCUGGGCCCUAGCUCUUUCUCGCCGUCAUCGUAUGCGAAUGCGCAGUCUGCUUCUGGGGGGCAGAGUAGCGGUGGGGGGACUCCGGGCACGUCUUAUUGGAGGGGUGUGGGAGUGUCGGUAUCCUAUUCUUCAUGAGAGGCUCAAGUACCUCUUCCUUACUAUAUACAGAGGGUUUGUAUUUAGAUGUAUAUACAAUGGAACGCUUUACGGUUUUUAAUACCAAGAGAUUCCUGGCGGCUGGUGUAACCUUUAUGGAUCGAGUGAUAUGCUGUAAUUUUCGCUUUUUUAUUAUGUAGUAUUUAUGUAGGGAUAUCCCAUUAUAAAUCGACGCAGAUAUCAAUGGGCUUGUCCAAAUAUCAAACAGGCAAGCGCUAAAAUCGUUUAUAGCUUGUCAUUCGAGCCGCCGAUUUACAGGCGGGCGUUGACAAUGUCGACGACUAGACGAGAAGUAAAGGUGGUUAGCGACAACAUAUCCCAUAGCAGUGAUGGUGGCCGAUAGCAGGAAGGAGUGACAUACAGGCAGGCUUCAGACUGGCACCACCAACGAGGAAGCCAUCAACAUCGGGCUCCUUGGCGAGCUCACGGCAGUUCUUCUCGCUCACGGAGCCACCGUAAAUGAUUCGGGUGUUCUCGGCGGUCUCGGCGGAGAUGGCGUCCUUCAGCCACUUGCGAAUGGCGGCGUGCACUUCUUGGGCCUGCUCGGUGGUAGCGACCUUACCCGUGCCGAUGGCCCUAUAACUCAGUUAGAUCUCGUGCUCGUGCUCGUGCUCGUGAGCGUGUCCGCUCAGGGUGCGCGUGCGCCUUACCAGACGGGCUCGUAGGCGAUGACGACCUUCUCCCACUGCUCCUUGGAGAGCUCCUUGGCCGCAGCGUUGAGCUGGCGGGUGACGACAUCAAUGGUCUUGUUGGCCUCACGCUCCUAUAGAUAUAGUUAGUAUGUGUAAGGAAGCUCAAUUGGGUGCCGAUCUAGUUCGAGGUGGGGUGGGGUAAGGGUAAAAACAAGCAAAAAUGAAAAACGGAGCUUUACCUCGAGCGUCUCACCGAUGCAGAAGAUGACACUUAGGCCGCCCUCAAUGGCAGCCUUUGUCUUACGAGCGAUGAACUAAGACUCAUUAGCAUUCAGAUCUGUGUCACCGGAG